AUGGCCCGAGCGGUCCUUAGUAGUGAAAAAGGCGCCGCAUUCCUCGCAGCUAUUGACGCUCGUUUGGCUGCCUGCCGUUGUGGAGAUUCCAUCGAUGGCCAUCUACGAGUACCGUACUGGGACGGCAUUUGUCAAGCUUCUCAUAUGGUUCAACAGAAACGAAAUGAGAUCCAGCAACUGGUUGCUCUUAUGACAUCGUCGCAUGAUGCUGAGCUUCGGAUGAUGGCUGAAGAGGAACGAGGAGCGAUGGAGGAAGCCCUGUUAUCCGCCGAGAAGGAUCUCAUUGAUCGUAUUGUGCCUAUUACCGAGAUAGACAUGUUGCGAAAAUGUCAGAUGGAGUUCACAAGUGAACGUGUUCUCACUAGCACAGUACAGUAA
Angiostrongylus costaricensis is the source of this 378-nucleotide messenger RNA. NCBI's taxonomy places the organism in Eukaryota, Metazoa, Nematoda, Chromadorea, Rhabditida, Metastrongylidae. The record is from the annotation of a GenBank genome assembly.